Messenger RNA from Colletotrichum higginsianum IMI 349063, 255 nucleotides. RefSeq lists its product as uncharacterized. The record is from RefSeq and is a predicted model, not a curated record. The transcript is spliced from 2 exons. The coding region runs from base 1 to 255 and encodes 84 amino acids. Lineage: Eukaryota; Fungi; Ascomycota; Sordariomycetes; Glomerellales; Glomerellaceae.
AUGGUCAGCACCGCUUUCUUCGGCGAGAGGAGCUUCGACGGAGGCGCCCUCACAUCAUACCUUGCCGAUCUGUCCGUCCGCCACCGAUUGACGAAGACUGACGAAUACCGUGAAGAGCCUAAGGGCGAAGCAACGACCUUCACACUUGAUCGAUACUCAUCAGAGGUCUUUCAAGGGAUCCUUCCGGACACUGGCGCGGCCAACUUCUCCACGGCAGGCCAGUUACCGCUCUUCAACGACUUCACAGAGGAGUGA